Messenger RNA from Thyridium curvatum, 1080 nucleotides. RefSeq lists its product as uncharacterized. Gene Ontology annotation, molecular function: oxidoreductase activity, acting on NAD(P)H, oxygen as acceptor. The coding region runs from base 1 to 1080 and encodes 359 amino acids. The transcript has 4 exons. Gene Ontology annotation, cellular component: intracellular anatomical structure. The record is from RefSeq and is a predicted model, not a curated record. NCBI's taxonomy places the organism in Eukaryota, Fungi, Ascomycota, Sordariomycetes, Thyridiales, Thyridiaceae.
AUGUUCACUCUCCGGGCCUUCAGGACCGCCAUGCGCACCGCGCGCCCUGCCAUGGGCAUGUGCGCCGUCGCCCCCGCGGCGGCCCGCCCCAUCCACAGCACCCCGAUGCGCCGCAGCACCAAGAGCGAGAACGACGGGCCGGACACGGCCGACCCGGAGCACCCCGAGACGGCCGGCAGCUUCGCGCGCACGGACGCCACGGUGACGGUCGAGUACCCCGAGGACCACGAGCUGCCGUCCUCGGCCCCCGUCGAGGGCGCCGGCCGCGCCGGCGUGCAGGUCUACCCCACGCUGGCCACCUUCUCCCUGCAGGGCAAGGUCGGCGUCGUCACGGGCGGCGCCAGGGGCCUGGGCCUGGUCAUGGGCCAGGGCAUGGUCGUCAGCGGUGCUGACCUGGCGAUUGUCGAUCUGAACAAGGAGGAGGGCAUCAAGCAGGCCGAGAACAUCAUCGAGACCUUCAAGGCCGAUAACCCCAAUGCCAAGAAGCUCCCCAAGGUCACGGCUCACUACGCCGACGUCGGCGACCCGGAGUCGGUCGACGCCUGCAUCGCCGAGAUCAUCAAGGAGCAUGGCAAGAUCGACAACCUCGUCACCUCGGCCGGCUUCACCGAGAACUUUGAAGCGACCAAGUACCCCAUCGACCGUAUGAGGAAGCUGUGGGCGGUCAACGUCGACGGGACCUACCUCUUUGCCACCGCCGUCGCCCGCCACCUCAUGGAGCGCGAGUCCAAGGGCAGCAUGGUCUUCAUCGGCAGCAUGUCUGGCAGCAUUGUCAACGUCCCUCAGCCCCAGGCCGCCAAGGCGGCCGUCCGCCACCUCGCGGCCUCGCUGGCCGUUGAGUGGGCGCACGCCGGCAUCCGCGUCAACUGCAUCUCGCCCGGCUACAUGCUCACUGCUCUUACGCAGAAGAUCCUCGAUGACAACCCGGACCUCAAGGAGAAGUGGACCUCGCUCAUCCCGCAGGGCAAGAUGGGUGCUCCCGAGGACCUCAUGGGCCCCGUCACCUUCCUCCUGUCCAACGCCUCCGACUACGUCACUGGCGCCGACCUGCGCGUCGACGGUGGCUACACCGUCACUUAA